GAGGACGUCAAGUGGGAAUGUGAAGCCCCCUGUUCCUGCGGGAAGGGAUCUGGUCUGGGUCCUUUUUGGCCCCCCGGCCCCCGAGGCACGGUUCGGAACGAGAUGGGGGUCCCCCAAGCGACGAAGCGUCUUCCGGCGCUCUGGUAGGGCAGUCCGCCGACUCCCCCCCGACUCCCCCCCAUCGGAGCCCACGGAAUCUAUUGAAACCUCAACGAAACAAGACAUGGAAUGUGUCACAGCUGUCUGUCCACGUCUCUCUUGCAAAAGUAAUUAAAACAUGUUUCCGCAAAAAACCGCUCAAUGCGAGCUCAUAUCAAGGAGUUCGCUGCCCCAAGUACUCAAUUCCAAUCCCGAGCUCUCGACUCCCAGAUCCACCUCGCCGUCCUCAACACUCAGUAGGUCCUCAACGGCAACAUCCAUCAGUAAGCGGAUGUCACUCUCGGGACGACGUAUCUCGGGCUUUAAUCCUAUGGCCGCAGUCGACAUCGACGCAAUCGAAGCACAAAUGAAGAUGGCCGCUCUCGAUACCCUGAAGGGGUACUCCGCCGAUCACUACGGCACGAUCAAGCAGUACCGCGAGACGGACUACAUCGCGGAAAGAAAUGCGGGAGGCUACCAAGUGCUCCGCGAACCGGCGUGGAAUAAAGGUACAUCAUUCAGUCCUGAUGAGCGAGUUUCUAAAAACCUCACUGGCCUCAUACCUCAUGUCCUAGAGACUCUGGAAACGCAGUGCAUGCGUGCGAUGCGCAUGAUCAACUCGCGAGGCACCAACAUCGACAAAUAUCUCUACCUCUCCACUCUCAAGCAAAACAACACCGAUCUCUUCUACCGCCUCUUAAUCGAUAAUGUCGGCACACUCAUGCCACUUGUAUAUACCCCCACAAUCGGAGAUGUCUGCCUCCAAUACUCGACGCUGUACACACAUCCUGAAGCGCUGUACAUUUCCAUCAAGCAAAGGAAGUCGAUUGCGACGAUACUCCGGAAUUGGCCGUACCCGGAACCCUCGAUUUGUGUCGUGACUGAUGGGUCGAGAAUUCUUGGGUUGGGUGAUCUCGGUGUAAAUGGUGUUGGAAUUUCUAUCGGCAAACUUGCCCUGUACACCGGUGCAGCUGGUAUCCACCCUCAAAAAACUCUCCCCAUUGUCUUAGAUUGCGGUACGGCGAAUGAGGAUAAUCUUCGUGAUCCGUUGUACCUGGGUCUGAGACAGAAGAGAGUCUCGCCACAGGUUGCGCUGGGAUUCAUGGAUGAGUUCAUGGCUGCUGUGAAGGAAGUGUACCCCAACAUGCUGGUGCAAUUCGAGGAUUUCGAGACCGAGAAAGCUUUCCAAUAUUUGGAGCGGUAUAAGUUGGAGAAGUGCUUCAAUGAUGAUAUCCAGGGAACUGGCGCUGUCGUUCUUGCUGGAUAUAUGGGAGCUGUGAACCUUUCAGGCGUACCAAUAGAAGACCAGAAGCUCGUAUUCAUGGGUGCUGGUUCCGCUGGUGUCGGCGUCGCCAAGCAAGUAAUGGAAUUCUACACCCGCCGUGGGCUCUCAGAGCAAGCAGCAAGAGAUAAAUUCUACCUCGUCGACACGCGAGGUCUCGUAACAAAAGAUCGAGGAGACAAGCUUGCAGAGCACAAGAAGAUCUUCGCUCGCAGUGACAACAACGGCCACCAAUUCGCUACUCUCGAAGAAGUGAUCGAGUAUGUGAAGCCAACCGCGCUCAUCGGUCUCACCGCCACCUUCGGCGUCUUCACCGAGUCAGUCGUCCGCGCUCUGAAGGCAUCAGUUGAUGCCAGUGGACUUGGCCGCAGACCGAUCUUGUUCCCCCUCAGCAACCCUUUGACGAAGGCGGAAUGUACGUUCGAGCAAGCAAUCACGUGGACGGAGGGAACUGUGAUCUUCGCUUCCGGGUCGCCCUUUUCCCCAUACACGACAAAGACUGGAGAUCAUAUUACCACCUACUACCCAAACCAGGGUAACAAUGUAUACGUCUUCCCUGGUCUCGGCCUCGGAGCAAUCCUCGCCAAGGCAUCCAGAGUAACAGACGCCAUGGUCUACACCUCCGCCGCCUCGCUCUCCGGCUGCCUCAACAGCGAAGAAAUCCGCAUGGGGCUCAUCUACCCCAAGAUCGAGCGGGUCCGCGACGCCAGCGUCGUCGUCGCGCGUGAAGUGAUGAAGUGUGCGCGCAGAGACGGCGUGAGUCUGUUGCCUGAAGAGACGUGGAUCGAGUGGGAGGAGUGGGGAGAUGUGGCGUUGACGGCCUGGAUUAAGAAGCAGGUGUAUGACCCUAAGUGGUAGUUCCCAAUUUCUCCUUAUUUUCCGUGCGUGUUUGAAUUGGGAUGGAAUUGGGAUGGGCAGGAGUUUGAUUGGACCUCGGAAGCGAAAUGCGUGUGAUGAGAAUGAUACCUGGACACCGUAUGUAUAUAUUGUAUAUAGUUUUUACUUAGUGGCGAUUGAUUCGUCUUGGGAUAGAAGCUGGAAAUCUAAAAGCUUUGGAUUUUUCUUCAUUGGUUUUCAGCUGUGGCAAGAGCAUGCGCGGUGAGAAGUCAAGAAGGGAGUGUGGCUGCCAACGGAGACAUUACCGCUCCGAAUGUCAAGGUACAUUCAGCCAUCGCCCUACUUCUGGCAUAAUCUUCUCUGCCUUCUGACUGUCUCGCUACCUGUGGCACACUCAAUGGCCAAUGAGCGAAUGCUCAAUCGAGAAUGGUGGGGAUUGCCCCCUCAAGGCCCCAAGCAUUAUCCUGGGGGAUGAUCAGGUAACAUUUAUCAAACUAUACG
This is a messenger RNA of Hyaloscypha bicolor E, 2758 nucleotides long. Its product is annotated as malic enzyme. Gene Ontology annotation, cellular component: mitochondrion. NCBI's taxonomy places the organism in Eukaryota, Fungi, Ascomycota, Leotiomycetes, Helotiales, Hyaloscyphaceae. The record is from RefSeq and is a predicted model, not a curated record. Gene Ontology annotation, molecular function: malate dehydrogenase (decarboxylating) (NAD+) activity; NAD binding. Bases 278 to 2278 code for a protein of 666 amino acids. Gene Ontology annotation, biological process: pyruvate metabolic process; malate metabolic process. The transcript is spliced from 7 exons.